CAUUGAGAUAGUAAAAUGAUAAGGGUAAUACAAAUAAAACACAUUUAUAGUUGACUGCCUUUUUAAUUAAAAAUGCAUACAACAUUUGAAAUAUAAUUUGAGUACUUCUUUUUAAUUUUAAAUGUACACACGCAUCUCUAGAUGUAAAUUUAAACAUAAAACAACAAAAAAAUAACAGUCUUCUGUAUAAAAGUAAAAAUAUAGUAAAAUAAUUGAUUAAGCAUUAUUAUUAAUACUAAAUUGGGAGAUUCUUCAUAUAAUUGCAACAUUUUGUUUGCGUUAUAGAAAAUUGUAUUACAAUUGGAUUCGAUUUAAACAAAAUUUAAUUCAAAAUUAUUAUGAGUAUAUCACAAUUAAAAUUAUUGAAAAUACAAAAAGCUGAGUAUAGAUACAGGAAAAUAAUUCCCUACUUGUUAUUUUUUUUAUAUCCUAUUUAUUUUAAGCGAAUUAUACUAACGGAAAUAUGAUUUAUGCUGUAUACAAAAUUUUGCUCCGGAAACCAAUAAUUGUAGAAAUAUACUACAUUGUCUAGCUGCUUGGAAGACUGUUGAGUUGGGAGAACUACAAUCCUAAUGAUUCCUUGACACAGUACUAAAUUUUUUAAUUAAGCAAAAAACUAAUACGAACUAUAUUUUUUUAAUAAAUUACUACUAUUACUACAACAAAGUUUCGCCUAAAUAUAAAAUGAGCAAAAUAUCAACUAGUCAGGUAUAUAAAGUAAAUAUGUUUUUCCAAUGACCAAAUAUGCAUAUAUAACACAAUAAUUAUGAAAAAUUGGUGUCAAUAAGCAAAUAUUAGUUCAUAGCAGGCAGUUUAUCAUCAUCUAGCGCAAUCAUUUAAAAGACCUUUAUCAUACUAUACGUUAUAAUCCAUUUUAAUACGUCUUCAAAAUAGUUUUAGUAGAUUCUCAAGGAUAAAAAUAAAAUUAGAUUUGGAUGUCACAUUUCUAAAUAAAUUUAGAUUGUCCGGCUUGUUGUCAUUCAUCGAUUAGCUGAGUAACACACCUCAGAAAGGUUUGAGUUCAAUCUUAUCACUUACUGUCUUUCUUCUGUACACCUUCAAUACCGGUCUAAAAUGGGGUGGAUAGCAACAGAGUUGACUGGAAACUACCGAUGCUACCCGAGCUCUCCAACAUGAUCACACCUAGAGGAGUAUUUGCAAGACCUAUUCGACAGGCAGACGUCCCACUACAAUCUACAGAAGUUUAAGAUCACUAUCCACAGGCUAAGUUGGAAGUUUUGUAACCGUUGGUGAUAUUCAUAUGAACAUACUGUUUACACUACCACUACAUCAACACUCACAAUCACAACGACUGAAGGUUCACCUUCUGUCUCUGAAGACGAUAACUUGUUUAUCGAAAUGGGUGUCGGACAGUGUAAUUCAGUGUAAUUGUGAGUGUUGUUGAAGUUGUAGUGUAAAUGGUGUGUUCAGUAAUAUCCACAUGGCAGGCACCACUGCUUUUUACACAAAAAUAUAUAUAUAAGAGAGAUAAUUAUUAUUGCUCCACUCCAUCCCACUGCCACGCAUGAAGCACGGCGCUGUCACGAGUUCUCUUCGAGGUUACGCGGCUAAAGACGAAUCCCGCGUUUAUAAAGACGGUUUCCCGCUCAUUUUACUACGUAUUACGAUAUUCGGUUUUCUUAUAUUUUUACUAUAAAUCUCGCGUUUAAUUUUCAAUAGUUUCGUAAUCACUUGUGAUCCAGUUUAAAUUCCAUCAAUUAUUGAUGUUGCCAAUAGCAAAAAGUCUCUUUUUACAAACGAACAAAGACCAAAAAUACAAAUUUUCGUAAUAUUUUGGGUUUUAAAUAGUGUAGGAAUAUAUUCACAAGAUUCUACUGUCAGUAUAACGAGUUUUCAGUAUGAAAAUGAAGAAUAUAAAUGAAUGAAUGGUGAAAAAAUACAAUUCAAUAAUAUAUAAGGUAAAUACUGUUUCUUUUUAGUUGGAUAACGAAAAUUUUUAUGAAAAAAUGUAACGAAUAUGCAGUUAAUCACAAUAUGAAUAUUGAUUAUUUGAACAAAAUGUUUAUAAGAAAUAGUACAAAAUUAUUUUGGCACUUUUCACCUGGUUGUGUUUGAGGAAACAAGAUUUACCCAAUAUAUAAUUAAAUUUAUAAAGAAAUGUAAAAAAUAAACCCUGUAUAUUAUAUGUUGUUAAAAAUUGAUACUAUAUUCAAUUGUUAUUAAAUAUUUGUCGUUUCUAUCUUAACAAUUUGUAAAUUCUUUGGUUUUUAUGCAGAUGAGAUUAUAAAAAAAAAUAGUCCAUAUCGUAGACCAGACAAAUAAAAAUACUAUAAAGCUCCAAAAGUUAUAGAAGUUCAUAUUAUUUCGAUACUUUUAUAAAUAAAAGCUUUGUUCAUAAAAGAUAGUUUAUAAAUUAGCAGCAAAUCAAUUACAGCCAUACUCAAUUUAUUAUAAGAACUUUUUUAUAGGUUUUGUUUUUGUUCUUUGUCUGAAUUAUUUUUUCGACAUCCAUAAAAUAGUUUUAAAAAUAAAGGGCCAAAGUUUAGUUUGUUUGUUGUUGAAAAAGUUGUUAAUCUAUAAAAAUAACCGUAAAAAUAUUUCUUCAUCGUAUUAAAAUAUUAAUUUUCGCGCGUAAUUUCACUAAAUGUCAUACUAUGUAAUCAAUUAUGGCGUCUGUUGAUCACUAAACGAAUAUUCAUAACCCAUCUGCCUGUCUAUAACUUGCAUCUUAUUUUAACAUACGUGUAUUAAAUAUUUCACCCUGUUUUAUACAUUACAAGUAUUGUACGAAAUCCCGCUACCUGAUUGGAGUAAUCAUUUUGCUUUAUCAAUAAAAAUCGUUUAACUAAAAUCGAUUCGUGAGAACGUGCCUUUAGAUAUGUGUGACUGUUACGUGACAGCAGAUAUCCGUCAGUUGAAAGUGUUGUGAAUCUUUUCUAAAUUUAAAUUACAAUUAAAUUUUUAUUCAGUGAUGGAAUUAAGUGCAAUGCAAUUAAUAGUGAGCGAUAAUUCGUUAAUUUUGAGUUCUUUAAUAUGUUUUAAAUUCAACUUAUCACAUACAUAAAAUUUUUAAAUGGAUUCUGUACUGUGGUACACCUUUCGAUAGAGUGUACCAACAAUGGAUAUCCCUUUGAAAAUUAUCUAGGAAAGAUGACUCCAUAUCGGAUAGUAUCCAACAAAAGUUUCGACAGGAUUGAUUAUCCAGGUUGUACCCCGAAGAAAGUUUGGAUGGUAAUUAGACAUGGAACGAGAAAUCCAAAAUACUCACUUAUAGAACAAAUGAACAAUCGUUUACCAGAAAUUAAAAAAAUUGUUCUCGACAGCUCUGCUUUACCUAAUGAAUUUAUUAAACAUAGAGAUAUGGAUUUGUUACGUAAAUGGAAAAUCAGUUUAGAUCCCGAUGAAAAAAAUAAAUUGACUCACGAAGGUGAAGAAGAAAUGCUAAUUUUAGCAGAAAGAAUGCAAAGUAGAUUUCCUAAUUUGUUUGACGAAGUCUACAGCAAUACAUCUUAUAAGUUCAAAUAUACUUAUUCGCAGAGGACUCAGAAGAGCGCUUACUAUUUCGCAGCCGGUUUAUUUGGAAAAGCUACAGCGAAAGAUGUUUGGUUUCCGGAACCUUUAAAAAAAGAUCCAAUAUUGAGGUUUUAUAAAUUAUGUGAUAAAUGGAAAUAUGAUAUUAAAAAUAAUCCUGGGGCUUUAAGAGAAAUUACACUAUUCGAAAAUGGUGCCGAAAUUGAUAAAUUGGUGAAAGACGUUAAUCAGAGAUUGCAAUUAGAUGACAAUCCUCUAAAUGCAGAGGAUAUAGUUCUUAUUUAUAAAAUGUGCGCUUAUGAAACCGCGUGGAACAAGAAGAGUAAAUCACCGUGGUGUGCUUUCUUCAGUCUUGAUAAUUUGAAGGUACUGGAAUAUGGUCAAGAUUUAAAAAGUUAUUGGCAAGACGGUUACGGUCAUGAAUUAAAUUACAAGCAGGCAUGUCCAGCGAUUAAAGAUAUGAUAAAUUUUUUGCAGACUAAAAACCGUUUUCCUAGAGUGAAUAUAUAUUUGACCCAUUCCGGAACCAUAUUGAAAUUAUUAGCUCACCUCGGUUUAUAUAAAGACGAAGAAACUUUGACUGCCAAAAAUUAUGAUACCUCCAAUAAUAGAAAAUGGAAAACGAGUCUUAUAGACUCGUUUGGAUCCAAUUUAGCUUUUGUUACAUUUGAAUGUGGACCGGAAACAAAACUUCUUACUAUGCACCAAGAAAAUAUUGUGAGAUUACCUGCAUGUCCAGAUUCAGAUUUGUGUGAAUUAAACACUGUGAGAGAUUAUUAUUUCCCCAGUAUUAAUAGCUGUGAUUUUAGUAGUAUGUGCCGAAGGACUCAUUCUUCGAAAUGAUGAUGACCAAUUAUUCAAUUGAUUAUUUUAAAUAGCUUCAUCAUAUAUUUAUGUACUAAUUAUUGAAUUCUAAUAUAUUUAUACAUUUUCCGUUCA
Diorhabda sublineata is the source of this 4431-nucleotide messenger RNA. RefSeq names its product multiple inositol polyphosphate phosphatase 1-like. The coding region runs from base 3112 to 4335 and encodes 407 amino acids. The record is from RefSeq and is a predicted model, not a curated record. Gene Ontology annotation, molecular function: inositol phosphate phosphatase activity; acid phosphatase activity. The transcript is spliced from 10 exons. Lineage: Eukaryota; Metazoa; Arthropoda; Insecta; Coleoptera; Chrysomelidae.